GUUCGAAUUCCCCCUAGUGAUAAGACACCAAUCCCAGUUGACUCUGCUGAAGUGGACAGCGAUAAACAAGUGUUCAAAGUCUACGAUCAAAUUGCCCAUCAUUUCUCACAUACACGAUACAAACGUUGGCCAAAAGUGUGGAAAUUUGUAACGAAUUUUCCAGUUGGAAGUAUCGUGAUCGAUGUGGGAUGCGGAAAUGGAAAAUAUUUAGCGGAGCGAAGCAA
This is a messenger RNA of Perkinsus marinus ATCC 50983, 224 nucleotides long. RefSeq lists its product as hypothetical. The transcript is spliced from 2 exons. Gene Ontology annotation, molecular function: tRNA binding. The annotation marks the transcript as partial. Gene Ontology annotation, cellular component: cytoplasm; nucleus. NCBI's taxonomy places the organism in Eukaryota, Perkinsozoa, Perkinsida, Perkinsidae. Gene Ontology annotation, biological process: tRNA wobble uridine modification. The record is from RefSeq and is a predicted model, not a curated record.